Molecule: messenger RNA, 360 nt
Organism: Chrysochloris asiatica (Cape golden mole)
Lineage: Eukaryota; Metazoa; Chordata; Mammalia; Afrosoricida; Chrysochloridae
Product: 40S ribosomal protein S20-like
Exons: 1
Coding region: 1-360 (119 amino acids)
Biological process (GO): translation
Cellular component (GO): cytosolic small ribosomal subunit; ribosome
Molecular function (GO): structural constituent of ribosome; RNA binding
Source: RefSeq, a predicted model, not a curated record
AUGGCUUUUAAGAACACUGGAAAGAUGCCUGUGGAACCUGAGGUGGCCAUUCACCGGAUUAGAAUUACUCUGACCAGCCACAACGUGAAAUCGCUGGAGAAAGUGUGUGCUGACUUGAUUAGAGAUGCAAAAGACAAGAACCUGAGAGUGAAAGGCCCAGUUAUGAUGCCCACCAAGACUCUGAGAAUCACAACAAGGAAGACUCCUUUUGGUGAAGGGUCUAAGACCUGGGAACACUUCCAGAUGAGAAUCCACAAGCGACUCAUUGACUUGCACAGUCUUUCUAAGAUUGUUAAACAGAUCACUUACAUCAGUACUGAGCCUGGAGUAGAGGUUGAAGUCACCAUUGUUGAUGCUUGA